This is a messenger RNA of Caenorhabditis remanei, 6540 nucleotides long. RefSeq lists its product as uncharacterized. NCBI's taxonomy places the organism in Eukaryota, Metazoa, Nematoda, Chromadorea, Rhabditida, Rhabditidae. The coding region runs from base 1 to 6540 and encodes 2179 amino acids. Gene Ontology annotation, cellular component: cytoplasm; RZZ complex; kinetochore microtubule. The transcript is spliced from 15 exons. The record is from RefSeq and is a predicted model, not a curated record. Gene Ontology annotation, molecular function: small GTPase binding. Gene Ontology annotation, biological process: mitotic sister chromatid segregation; mitotic spindle assembly checkpoint signaling; protein localization to kinetochore involved in kinetochore assembly.
AUGGGUCGCCUUGGCGAAACCAAAGAAACAAUCGAUAUCGAGGCGGAGACGUCGACAGUGGGACUCUAUGACGUGUGCACCGUUGCGCGUAUCGCUCCUCUUUUGAAUGAAGUUCCAGUCGACAAAGCUUCGCCGGAGUGGAAACUCAAACCGAAAAGCAACGAACGCUUCCUCGUUCUUGCGUCGUGUUCCGAUCUAGCUGUCUUCACUCUCGGAGAGAAGACGGAUUACUCUUUCAAUACUGGGCUCGAAGGAACUAUCACCGACUUCGAAAUCCUCGGAAGUUCUGCAUUUAUGGUUGGGAUUAUCGAGAAACGACGCAUCGUUAUUCUGUCGUUGGAAAAACAAGAACUCUACUUCAAUGAGCCGGCUCCGCAUGAUAUCGACUUUGUAUUCUGCAAUCCAACACCAACAGUUUGCUACCUGACAUUCGGAAGCCGUACUGGCGACUGGCACACUGUUAUGCUGCAAGGUGACGUGGCUGCAUCGAAGGAGAACAAUCGAGUAGAGAACUGGCAGAGAGAUCAGAUUCAGGAAUACUUCCAACAAGCGAUUCAAAAAACUACUACAAAAACGAUGAGAAUGGAAGAUGUGUCCGGAGACAUCACAUCGAUUUCUACUGGUCCUCUACAAUCAUUCGCUUCAAUCCACAAGCAACAAGGUCUCUCAUGGUGUGGAUUAGCUGAAUCUCAGUUCUCAGUCAUUGGAAGAGAGAAACAAUUCGUUCGUGUUCGUGAUGGUGGUCGAUUCUCUCUCCACCUUGACACUGAUGGAUGGAUUCAUGUCUUCGAUCCGUUGACAUUCUCCUUCUGGCACGAGUUCGACGUCAAAAUGACACCUGACGACAUAAUUCUUGAUUUUGUUGUGAUUGAUAAGAACGAGACAGAAGUGCCAAAACUGUUUGCUAUCAUCACAUCAUCCGGCGGUGAAGGUUCAGAAAUGAUCAUUUACGAUCGCACAAAACACGAGAACUGUUUCUCGCUGCCGUCUGCUAUAUCUACGACACUUUUUGCCUAUGGAGGUAGUGAUCGUGUCCUCAUGGCUGUCGAGGAGCUUGAUAAUUGUGCGGAAGGAAGUAUGGAGAAAAGUCGAAUUGUUGUUCGCCAAGUUUCUCAAUCACGCCCGGAGAUGCGUUUUGAGUCACUUCUCAAAAACAAUAGAUUCGAUGAGGCGGAAAAGUUUGCCAAAACUUUCAAGCUAGACGUUCAAAAAGUAUACAAAGCUCAUGUGACUUAUUUGAUGGAUACAUGCGACGAAGAAGAAGAAUCUUUCAAAAUAUUAUUGGAAACGAUUGAGAAAAUUCAAGAUCACAACAUGGUCGCUGAGACAUACUUCACUUUAGUUGGAAUGAGCCGUCGUUGCGAUCGUAUUCGAACUUAUUUGACUUACGCGAAGAAAAAAAGAAUAAGUGAUAUGGAUGUGCUCAAAAUGAUAGAAUCCCUCUGCUACACGUGGGCAACUUAUCGAAUCAUCGUAGGUCCAGUAGGAAAUGAAGUCGGUUCUCAAAUUAGAGAGGACAUUUGGGACUUGUUCGUCGAAGCGUUGCACGAUGGAAAUCCAUGGAUUGAGAUGUAUAACGAGUUCAUCCUGUCAGCUCAAUUUACGCAAGCUAGAGUCAUUUUUAGUCGUCAUGGGCAAAUGAUAAUUGAUCAUUUGUGCGCGGAUGACGAUGAGGCAGCUUCUCGUUUGGAUGCUCUUUUCCGUAUGUUCAUUGAUGCUAUCUCUGCAGACAUCAAGAACUGGAGUAAUGUGAUUGAGCAUGUCACUAUGGAUAUUUUACCUGCAUGUCUCUCUAUCGCGGAGAAGCUUGUUCCAUGUCUUGAAAAUCUCAUAACUACACUCAUUCCACUCCUCGAGUAUCGUGAUUCGACAAAUUGGCCCGAUAAUGCAAUCAAGGCUGCCAGCAGUUACGAUACAAUGACUAAACUACUCGUGAGCAAUGGAAAUACUCCUGUUAGCCAAUCGCUUCUACUUUAUGGGGGAAGCAAACUGAGCUCGUCAUCUUUAGGAGGAAGUUCAUCAAUGUCUCGAGUGAAGAAAAUGUACUACGAUUUGAUCGAGUUGAAACGUCUGAAAGAAGUCUUCGAGUGCUCUAUUAGCUUUUCGGUCUUCCAAACUCUGCCAUCCGAGGGAAUCUGUCACAAAAUUCUUCAAAACGCUCUCACAAAUCCAAACACAACUCAUGCGAAAAUUGAGAAAUUUGUGGUACCAUUCAUGGAAGAACGUCAUCUGGAUCAAGAGCAAACUAUUGUGAAUUACAUUCAGAUGAUGUCGGGCGCUGCAGUUUCUAAGGCGAAUGCGUUUGGAUGGGAGAAGCAAUGCGUGCAGUUGUGUGCAAGUUUGAAAGAUGAAUCUCGUCGCUGUUGCUCGAUUAUCUCAAUUGCUUCCACUGCAAAAUUGCCAUGGCCAGUCGAGCUGAAUGAAGCCGUCGAUAAAAUCCUUGCAAGUCGCACACUCUUGAGAUCGGAGAUCGAAGAGAUGGAAAUGGUGUGCAAACGGACAGAUCUCUACAAAAUGCUCUCUUCGUACGGAUACAGUCGUCACGACAUCGAAUUGUUGACGCUCGUUGACUCCAGCAUGGAUAUCAUCAUGACUAUUCGUUGUAUGCUAGCACAACGAGAGAAGCCAUCUCGAUUCGUUGAUGUUAUUAAGCUCAUCCAGUUGCUGAAGGCUAUGCUCAAUCACAGAGAAACGCGUAGCGUGAAAAUCGAAUAUGUUCAAUCAUUUGCUGUCAUUCACAUGAUGUAUCAUGAAGAUGUUACGACUUCAAUCAUCAACUACAUUGACAGUCUCGGAGAACGUGAACGUGUCAAAACGAUAUCUUUGAUUUUCUCAUUCAUUGAGCGCGUGGCUGAUACUCCUGCAAGUGGUGUGAAUAUUCUCGAAAGAGAAAAGAUGCUGGGAGUUGGAGAAGGUCUUCUCUCAUACUACGUGUGCCGAGACAACGAUUACAACGAUCCAGAGAGACGCUUGAAAGAUAAUCUUGUUUUACUCCGAGAAGUUCAGAAGAACGAAGCGAAAGCUGUUCUAUUGUCAGAUUUCCAAGAUGAGCACUGGCGAGGACAGUUUCUUGAAAAACUUCUUGAAUCAGAAAGUUCGCUGAGAGUGAAACUGAACAACUGCAGCUACAUGGGAAUUCCAAUUGAAAAUCUGAUUGAGAUGUUGCUCAGAAAAGCGUUUGAAGAUAACGAUAUUGAUCAGAUCGUUGACAGUAUAACUAAUUACACAGAAUUUAUCACUCCAUGGACAGAAACAACUAGAGAUAUGCUGGAUCCAAUUGUACAGACACUCAGUUGGAUUACAUUCCGACUUCCAGAACUUCUACCUACUGAAACUGAAGUGGUUCGGGCCGAUUAUAUCGCCUUCACGAUCAAGCGUCUUGGCCGUGUGGUUCGAGAGACAAUACGUCGUUUUCCAUUCGACGUUAUCAGUGACGAUUUGCAUUUUCUUCUCCAAUUAGAAGCGUUCUUCAAUCUCGGAGAACACAUCAUUAAUCAAUCGCUUCGUGGACAAGAAAAUGAGAAUGAGUCACAAGAUGCUUUCCGAUCCGAAGAUCCUUCCUUCCUCCCGGCUACUGCUUCGAUUUCAUCGACUGAUAACUAUACCACGUCGAAGUUGCGAAUUUUCGAUUUCAAACGGCCACUCGGAACAUACGAUUUCUCUUGCGAACCCGCGUUGUUCGAAGGAGUUCAAGGAGUUAUUAAUCUUGCCAUGGUAGCUCCGUCUGUCGCACGUCCAUACGGAUCUGAUAUUACUAAUGAAGACGCAAACGAAUUCCGUGCGAAUUGGGAUCAGUUGAACAUGUUCUUGGCUAUGCAUUCUCAAGACCUUCUUGAUAUCUCAGCCCGUGUGUUCGCUGGAUCACUUGAGUGUUGGUCGAAAGAAUAUCUACAAGGAAUCGCUGAGAUGGAAAUGCCAGUGUUGAACGUGGUUGAACGAAUGCUUCAACAAAAGAAAUUUGAUUUCUGGCACGCUGUCACACUUCUCGGUGGAAUUCCUCUCGAACGACUCGAUAGAGCUGUAACCGAACUUCAGAGAAGACCGGGUGUUCGCAGUUCUACCAAGGCAACCAUUCAGUAUCUUCAGCUUGCGUUUGUGAUGAGUUUGCUGAUCAGAAACAAUGAAAAGAUGCCAAUAAUCAUAAGCGGCUACGAACAGAAGUAUUUGGUAAAGAAACUCGCCGAGGAAGGUAUUCGUGCCUCCAUCAAUGGAGAUUUCGUCGAAAAAGUUAUUCAACAAGCUGUCGAGUUGCGUCAACCACUACCACCGCUGCGACUUCAUGAUUAUGUCAAAAAGUAUGUAGAGAAAUUAUCACGAAAUAACAAGAUGAAAGUGGGAGAAUAUAUGGUUCGAUAUGCAACACUGCUCAUUAGGAAAGCCUCUGCUGCAGGAAGAUUGACAGACAACGAAGCUCGUCGAGAUGAAAUCGCGAAGUUCAUAGAAUUGGCAAGAUUAGCAUUGAGAUUGGCUGUGGAAGAAGAAGCUACAUGCAUCUGCAACUAUCUUCAUUGUCUACUGUAUAUCGUGUGCCCCUACAACUAUGAGGUUCUUCAAUUCAUCGUGACUUCAUUCGGACAAUAUGCUACAGAAGAAUCAGAAUUCGAAAUGGAGAAGAACUUGAAAUCGAUCAUGUCUUUCCUGUGGUCGUACCGACGAACCAAUCAUAUCAGCAGUGCGGAGUCGAUUUGGUUCACAAAGCGAGAAAGCACUCUGCUGAAAGGGGAGAAAGAAUAUGAAAAGUCAGGGAAAUCCUUGGAACCGUUCGGUCACUCACUUCGACUCGCCCACGAGGACGAUGGGAAUAACAUGUCUGACAUGUCUGGAUCUGAAGCAUCGGACCAAGCGGAUGCAAUGGUUUACGAAAGAAACAGUGUCAUCAUCAGUGACAUGCCAGCAUUGGCGAUGCAACAUCUUCCGUUCCAUGGCUUCUUACUACGAAAGAAAGAAGAAGUUACUCAUGUUGUGUUGGGAAUAGUGAAUGGUGAACUGUCCAUCUUCAACGUUCCAAUUUGGCAAGCGUUCCUCCGCGAGGUUCAAUGGCUUGCUCUUCAUCUCUCACGAUCACAGCUACUCUCUUCUGCCAUUUUCACUCAUGCCAACAAGUACGCGAAGUUCGGUAAAAGUUUACCAGAAGGAGAGCGCAAUACUAUUCAUCACCUGCUCGAUUCGGCUUCAAACCGUGCUGUCGUCGUUACAACAAUUGCUCUUCUAUUCAAGAACAUCAUUCUCAGUGAUGUCAAAAUCGAGCUUCUUCAAAUGGGAGUAGAUAUUUCUUCUAGAUGGACUCAGGAUUUGGAUGGUGAUGAGCAGGAAGAGAUGCAAGAACAAAGUGACCGAUUGAAAGACGGAAUCGCCAAGUUUUUCACUGAACUUGAACUCAAAAAGAACGGAAUUUACAAUGAGAAGACCGCUGAUAACAUUGAGAAUGUUCAAGAGUUGUGCACAUUGAUUUAUGAUGAAAUGAUCCAAUGGGAUAAUUCGACAGAUGUCGCCAAAAAGUGUGAGGUUGUAGAGCGCAUCGCCAAAGCGAACGGACUUGACUUGGUUUCUUUGCACGAAAAACUCGUUUUCGCUUGGGUUGAAGAUCAAGAGUCAUCGAUUCCAAUCAGCCACGUCGAUAUGAAUGAAUCAAUCGGUGGUACCUCAUUCACGGACCAGAAGGACGAUUCAGAUGACCAGAACGAGCUUCGUAUUCCCCUUUUCGACACUGUACUCGACAAAAUUGUGAUUCUUUGUAAGAAAUUAGACAAGAAACGUCUGUUGACGAGACUCGGAAACAUUAUCAUGAGAGGAGGUCGGAAGGCGACAGGAGGAUUCACAGCCGUCGUUCGUGCUGUUUGCAUAAUCCUUCGUUCUUUCACCGACACCGAUGUUAAUGAGUUCUCCCCGGGAGCUGAUUUGGGCAAUUUGUGCGCGAUUCUGGAAAUCCAACUGAACGAGCGUUUGUUCGAUAAGGCGGAGAUGAAAUAUGACGAGAAAACAGACAAGAUUCAACUGAUCAAAACUCUUCUUCAAUGUCCAUCUCGUACACAAACAAUGACUGCUCUCAUUGCUUGUCUCAUCAUUGAUCAUGAUUUCAAUGAUCCGAAGAGUAUUGAUCAAGUGAUGGCUCGUCUUCAAAUCACGAAACAAUGGAACACACUUCGUGCACUGCUCAACUACGUUCGCUCGAAUAAAAUGGAUUCAAUGAUUCGCUCUUUCCCGUUGCUCUGGUUCCGUGUUUACGAGAAUGCGAUUUUCGAGUUGAACGGAAAGACAACUGUCAAUCCAAAUUGGAAUCACGAACAGUGUGUGAUGCUCCGUAUGUGGACACUUUGGGCGAUGAGUAGCAACGUAGAAGGAGGACGUCUUCCAAAUAUCGCUCGAUUCCUUCGCGAGCUCAACUGUCCCGUCAGUGCAUCAAUCAUGUCAGUUCUUUCCAGCUGGACUGUUGAUAAAAUGGACGCCGUUGACAUCAACAAAAUGGAUCCAACUCGCGACCUCUGCCUCGGAUGGAAUGUUAAAGAAGAACCAAAAAGUGCAAACGUUUCGAUCGUCUAA